This is a messenger RNA of Bombyx mandarina (wild silkworm), 1302 nucleotides long. RefSeq lists its product as uncharacterized. Gene Ontology annotation, molecular function: chitin binding. Lineage: Eukaryota; Metazoa; Arthropoda; Insecta; Lepidoptera; Bombycidae. Gene Ontology annotation, cellular component: extracellular region. The record is from RefSeq and is a predicted model, not a curated record.
AUGAUUAAAGUUCUCAGUUUUGUCUUAUUGAUGAUUUUCGGAGGUUGUUCAUCACAAACUGAUGGAAGACAAAAAAGACUUUUGUUUUACGAUGAAGAUGGCAAUUUGGUGAAGACGUAUACUAAUCCGUACCUACGUGACUUGGCUCUUCACGCUGACAAACUGCCUUUCUAUGGCAACUUCCUCAAUCCUUUCUUCGCAUUUAUUCGGACCUCGCAUAGCAGCUCGCUGCCUGCCUUUGCAAUUCCUGUCUCCAACGAAAUCAUUCAGAAGAUUGAGUAUGACCCACUAUAUCAGCAAGAGCUUAUAAUUAAUCCUAAAAAAGAUCCAGCGAUCGUCAGCAAUCCAGCUUGCGAAGGAAAAAGGGCCCAAGUCCCAUCGCCUUUGUCAUGCAAUAGCUUCCUUAAUUGCUGGGACGGCUGGUCUUUCGAGCAGGAUUGCCCUAAGGGAUUGAUGUUCUCUGGAGACGGCUACUGCGAUUACGCUGAAAACGUUGACUGCAAUAUUCGGACUCCAAGUAAACCUCAAAUACCGCAAUUUCCACAACCGGAACCACAGCCCAUUAAACCAGCGCAGCCGCAGAUCCCACCGAUUCCUCAAACAGUAUCGCCUUCGCCACCUCAACCUCCCUGUAUUCAAGCAUUACCACCAACGCUAUUGCCCCCAGCGCCAUUACCCCCUGCAAAACCUGCUCAACCACAAAGUCCGGCUACCGGACCGCCAUUGCAAGCUGUAGAACCGCUACCACCACAGCAACAACCAGCGCAUCAACAUCCUCAACCUCCGCAACCACAAGUACCACAGCCACAACCACCGCAACCACAACCUCCUCAACUUCAACCUCUCCUCGAACCCCAACCAAAGUGCGGCCAAGACUUCGAGACAUUCCGAAGUCAGUUUAAUUGUAACGUUUUCUUCGUUUGUGUGAAUCGACAGCCAGUGAAGUUCUACUGUCCAGCUGACCUCGCCUACAGCCAGAUACUUGGAGUAUGUGAUUACCCAGACCGUGUGGAAUGCGGCAAAGCUCUUCUGAUCACAACAGCAUCUACAGCUCCUCCUCAACAAACUACCACUCCACUUAUUGUGUCAUCCUCCCCUUUGUACCCUGAACUUCCGAAACAAGAAGAUUCACCUAUAUUUCUGUUUGAAAAUUCAAACUACAAUAGUCAAAGCUGGAGCACCACUAAUAUAGCGAUGUCCCGUUCAGAUGCUAUACGCCAGGUACUGUUGAAGACGAGUCGCAAGUGACCACCUAACUUAAUUAACUCUACGAAGAUUCACACUAUAUUUAAUAUAAACUAU